Trichomonas vaginalis G3 is the source of this 2697-nucleotide messenger RNA. RefSeq names its product cation-transporting E1-E2 ATPase. Gene Ontology annotation, molecular function: ATP binding; ATP hydrolysis activity; P-type ion transporter activity. Gene Ontology annotation, biological process: monoatomic ion transmembrane transport. The coding region runs from base 1 to 2697 and encodes 898 amino acids. The record is from RefSeq and is a predicted model, not a curated record. The transcript has a single exon. NCBI's taxonomy places the organism in Eukaryota, Parabasalia, Trichomonadida, Trichomonadidae. Gene Ontology annotation, cellular component: membrane.
AUGGGAAAAAAUUGGUAUAAUCAAUCUCCCGACGAAGCCCUAAAAAAUCUUUCUACAAAUAAAGAUAAGGGACUAAGUCAAGAAGAAGCCAAAGCUAGGCUUGAAAAAUAUGGGGAAAAUGCUCUCGAAGCAGAAAAGAAAAAAUCCUUUGGAGAGAAGUUAAAGGAACAAAUCCUUGACCCAAUGAUUAUCAUUUUAAUGGCAGCAGCCUUUGUAUCAGCCUUCAAUGGAGAAGCUCUUGAUGCAGGAAUAAUUAUUGCCAUUGUAGUUGUCAACGCCUUUCUAUCAAUUUACCAAGAAGGUAAGGCAGAAGAAGCGAUUGAAGCCCUACAAAAGAUGUCAUCACCAAAGGCCAAGGUAAUAAGAGAUGGCGAACACAUUGAGGUUGACUCCAACACACUUGUGCCAGGAGAUAUUAUUAUUCUUGAAACAGGUGACAUUGUCCCAACAGACUUAAGACUACUUGAGUCAUCAAAUCUAAAGAUUGACGAGUCAUCCCUAACUGGUGAAUCAGUUCCAGUUGAAAAAGAAGCCUCUGUAGUCUACUAUGGUAAAAUGGAAAUUGGCGACAGAGAAAACUUGGCUUACUCAUCAACUACAGUAACCUACGGUAGGGGUAUGGGACUUGUUAUAGAAACUGGUCACGAAACAGAAAUCGGAAAAAUUGCAACUUCAAUUGCUACCGUAGGAGAUGAGCAAACUCCCCUUCAAAGAAAACUUGCAAAGUUAUCCAAGACUCUGGGUAUUUUAGUUCUUGUUAUUUGUGCCGUGGUUCUUGGAGUUGGCGUACUUUAUAAGCACGACCCAAGAGAAAUGUUUAUGACUGCAAUUUCCCUUGCAGUAGCAGCAGUUCCAGAAGGAUUACCUGCUAUUGUAACAAUUGUACUUUCAAUUGGCAUGGGCAAGAUGGCAGAAAAAAAUGCCAUUGUAAAAAAACUUUUGGCAGUUGAAACUCUUGGAACAACUACAGUAAUUUGCUCCGACAAGACUGGUACUCUUACACAAAAUGAAAUGACUGUUGUAAAGGUAUUUACUGACGGACAUGUUUAUGAUGUUUCAGGAACUGGUUACUCUCCAGAAGGUGACGUAACAAGAAAAGACGCAAAAGUUACAAUUGAAGAAGACGAAAACCUUAAAAUUUUAUCUUCUAUUGCAGCCCUAACUAAUGAUGCAAAAUUGCAAGUUAAGGAUCAAGAAGCAUCUAUUAUUGGAGACCCAACUGAAGGUGCCCUUCUAACCUUUGCAGAAAAGGCAGGUAAUGGACUUAAGGAACUUUACAGUAACUUUGAUAGGAUUGAAGAAAUACCCUUCGACUCUGAUAGAAAGAUGAUGACAACUUUCCACGACAAAAUUUUUGAUGACAUAACAUCCUUUACAAAGGGAGCACCAGAUGUUGUCCUUGAAAGAUGUAGCAAGAUUUUAAUUGAUGGAAAAGAAGUAGAACUUGAUGAAAAAUUAAGAGAAGAAGUCUUAGCAAAGAAUAGUGAGUUCGCAAGAUCUGCCCUAAGAUGUCUAGGCUACGCUUACAGAAAACACAGGGACAUGCCAAGUGAAAUCACAUCAGAAAACAUUGAAAGGGAUAUGAUUUUUGUUGGGCUUACAGGUAUGAUUGACCCUUCAAGACCAGAAGCAAAGGCAGCAAUAAAAGAAUGUAGGACUGCAGGCAUAAGACCAAUUAUGAUUACAGGUGACUACCUUGAAACAGGUCUUGCCAUUGCAAAGGACCUUGGUAUUGCUACAUCAGAUGACCAAGCAAUCAUGGGCAGGGAACUUAACGAAAUGUCUGAAGAAGAACUUAGAGAAGUUGUAAAAGGAAAAUCUGUCUUCACAAGAGUAUCUCCAGAAAACAAGGUACAAAUCGUUACAGCCUUAAGACAAAAUGGUCACAUAACUGCCAUGACUGGUGACGGUGUUAAUGACGCGCCAGCAAUUAAAAAGGCAGAUAUUGGUAUCGCUAUGGGUAUAACAGGUACUGACGUUGCAAAAAAUACUGCAGAAGUAAUUUUGACAGACGACAACUUUGCAACAAUUGUAAACGCAGUUGAAGAAGGAAGAAUUAUUUAUUCCAACAUCAAAAAGUUUGUUGCUUAUUUACUUUCAUGUAACCUUGGGGAAGUUUUAAUAGUAUUGAUUUCAAUCCUAAUGAACCUUCCAGUGCCACUAAUCCCAAUUCAAUUAUUGUGGCUUAAUCUUGUUACAGACUCCUUCCCAGCUCUUGCACUUGGAGUUGAAAGAGGAGAAGCAGAUAUAAUGAAUGAGCCGCCACGUGAUCCAGACGAGCCAAUCCUUGACACAGAAAUAAAAAUCACUGUUGCCAUCCAAUCUAUUGCAAUAACACUUGCCACACUUCUUGCAUACCUUGUUGGACUUAAGUGGUAUGGACAAGCUGAAGGACUUGGACACGCAAGGACAAUGGCAUUCUCAGCAUUAAUUAUUUGUGAACUUCUAAGAGCCUAUACAUCAAGAUCAAUUGACAAGACUGUAUUCGAAAUUGGAGUAUUCACAAACAAGAAGUUAGUACUUGCAACUUUAUUCUCCUUCUUACUAAUGUUAGUAGUAAUUUAUGUACCAGUAUUAAACGAUGCCUUUGGACUAAUGGACUUAGGACCAAGAGAAAUCGCAGUAGUAAUUGGAUCAUCACUUAUUCCACUAGUAGCUGGAGAAAUUCAAAAGAAAAUAAGAUUUAAGAAAAAAUAA